GGCCGGCCGUGGGGGCUGGUGACGCGGGCAGGCGCUCACGGAAGGCCCGGAGGCGGGGCUCUGCCGGCUGCCCAGAGAGCGGCAGGACAGAAUGCUUUGAUCUCCAAGCUGUUUUAAAUCUAGUAGAUAAGCCAGAUACCGUGUUGCCAUAAGCCCUUGGCCCACAUUUGAGUGAAAUGCAGCUAGCUUGGAUGUCUGGAACUUCUUAGGCACCUGUCUCUGAAUUCCUGGUUGCUGGCCUAAGGACUGCUGUGGUGGUUUAAGAGUUGGUCAUCCGUGCAGGAUAGCCACACAGCAAAAAUGUUUGCAAAACUAAAGAAGAAAAUUGCAGAAGAGACUGCUGUCACCCAGAGGCCAGGAGGUGCUACUAGAAUCCCACGGUCGGUGAGCAAGGAAUCGGUUGCCUCUAUGGGAGCUGACUCAGGAGAUGACUUUGCUUCUGAUGGAAGCAGCUCCAGAGAAGAUCUUUCGUCCCAGCUUUUGAGAAGGAAUGAACAGAUACGGAAAUUAGAGGCCAGGCUUUCUGACUAUGCUGAACAGGUCCGAAACUUGCAGAAGAUAAAAGAGAAGCUUGAAAUUGCGUUAGAAAAACACCAGGAUUCUUCCAUGCGGAAAUUUCAAGAGCAGAAUGAGACAUUCCAAGCCAACAGAGCCAAAAUGGCAGAAGGACUGGCUUUGGCAUUAGCCAGAAAGGACCAGGAAUGGUCAGAAAAAAUGGAUCAGCUUGAAAAGGAGAAAAGGUUUCUGACAGCUCAGUUACAGGAGAUGAAGAACCAGAGUUUGAACCUUUUCCAGAGGAGAGAUGAGAUGGAUGAAUUAGAGGAGUUCCAGCAGCAGGAACUGAGUAAAGUAAAGCACAUGCUUUUAAAAAAAGAGGAAAGUCUGGGGAAAAUGGAGCAAGAGUUGGAGGCACGAACCAGGGAACUUAGUCGCACCCAGGAGGAGUUGAUGACCUCCCAUCAGAUGUCGUCAGACUUAAGCCAGAAGCUAGAAGAAUUGCAGAGACACUACUCAGCGCUGGAAGAACAGAGAGAUCGUGUGACAGCUUCAAAAACAGGUGCAGAAAAUAAAAUCACAGCCCUGGAGCAAAAGGAACAAGAGCUCCAAGCAUUCAUUCAGCAGCUUUCCGUUGAUUUGCAAAAGGUCACUGCUGAAACUCAAGAGAAAGAAAAACUCAUCACACAUUUGCAGGAGAAGGUUGCGUCCUUGGAAAAGAGACUGGAGCAGAACUUCUCAGGAGAAGAACACGUGCGGGAACUCCUGAAAGAGAAAAUGGUUGCUGAGCAGAAUUUGGAGGACACCAGGCAGCAGCUCUUGGCAGCCAGAAGCAGCCAGGCCCAGGCCCUUGACGUCCUGGAGACUCGGGUACAAGAACUAGAGCAGAGCCUGCAGGCCUCUGAGGAGAAGCUAAAACAGAGCAGUGACAUCGUGGCAGCUCAAGAAGCUCAGAUUCAGGAGCUUGCCGCCACAAGCAAGGAGAGCAGCCGUGCCCAGCAGCAGGUCCUCGCUGUGGAGCAGCAGUGCAGGGAGCGCAUCCACGCGCUGGAGGCCCAGCUCGCUGCCCUAGAGAGAGCUCGGGCGGCGGAGCAGACAGCCGCAGAGCGGGAAGUGAGAGAGCUGGAGCAAGAAAAUGCAGCCCUUAAAGAAAGUAAGAAUGAAUGUGAAUGUUCUUUACAGCAUCACCAACUUGAGCUAAAGAAGCUAAAGGAAGAAUGGAGCCAAAGAGAAAUUGUGAGUGUGGCAAUGGCUCAAGCACUGGAGGAGGUGCGGAAGCAGAGGGAAGAGUUCCAGCAACAGGCUGCUAACCUGACAGCCACGGUAGAUGAGAAGGAGCAGAUUCUGCAGGAAAAAACUGAAGUGAUUCUCCAGAAAGAGCAGGAGAUUCUCCAGCUGAAGAAAGGUCAUGACUCGGCCCUGCUGCAGACACACCAGCUGCAGAGCGAGCUGGAGGCCCUGAGGAGCCUGCGGGCGCAGGAGUCAGAGGCCACUGCGCGGGAGGGCCUGCUGAGGCAGCCGGGCCAGGCGCAGGGGUUGGCGCUCUCAGUCAGCGAGCCUCACGUAACCUUGAGGGCCAUGCAGGACCCCACAUACCAGCUUCCGGCUGCAGGGGGAAUACCAAAUGGUGAGAUGGGGGCCAUGGAUCUGAGGCAGCUACAGAAGGAAAAACAGGACUUGGAGCAGCAACUUCUAGAGAAAAAUAAGACCAUAAAGCAGAUGCAGCAGAGGAUGCUGGAACUCAGAAAGACUCUGCAGAAGGAACUGAAAAUCAGACCUGAUAAUGAGCUUUUUGAAGUCCGGGAGAAGCCCGGCCCUGAGAUGCCAAACAUGGCCCCUUCUGUCACGAAUAACGCUGACCUGACUGAUGCCCGCGAGAUCAACUUCGAGUACCUUAAACACGUGGUUUUAAAAUUCAUGUCCUGUCGCGAAUCCGAGGCUUUUCAUCUUAUAAAAGCUGUGUCGGUGUUGCUAAACUUUUCACAAGAGGAAGAGAACAUGCUCAAAGAAACCCUGGAGUAUAAGAUGUCGUGGUUUGGGUCCAAGCCAGCUCCCAAGGGCAGCAUCCGGCCAUCCAUCUCCAACCCUCGGAUACCGUGGUCCUAGAGGGAACUACCCAAGGAUGGUGCUCCAGGGGCUGACUCUCUUUCUGUGAAAAGAACACUGACAGCAGUCUGGGUGGGUUUUUAAUCACUGUAACUGCAGUAUUUUGUACAAGCAUCUAAACAUUGUUUACAAGACUUGAAGCCCACUUCCCUGCAGACUGAUACGAACCUCAGGAGGUAGCUGAUCCUGUCAUUCUGGUCACCAAAUGGGAGGGUCCUGGCACGACCCACAUUUCCACAGUGCUGCUAAAACCCCGGCUCUGGCCAGCACCCAUCUGCACCCGAAUCCUCUGUUAGAUUGCACUUACAGCUGAAGCCGUCAGCGUGUCAGAGGAGCAGCUGAUCCAUUGUGUAGUGAUGACGCUGGAUGUCCAGACAGCGCUUUGCAGUGGUGCCCAUCAGGCUAGACCCGCCUGCUUCUGCCAUGAAGAGCCAACGCAGCGGGGGUGGCUGUUAAAAAUCCUCCUUCCCUGUUAGCAUCUUUGGGUUCAGAUGAGUUAGAAGAGGCUGUUUAAGCCUUCCUCUCAAGAUAACAUUAUUUCACCUUGUUUCUCACACCACCUAGAACUUUAGAUGUGUACUGUAAGGUACUCUGGGACCAGUGUGGAUUAAUGCGUAUGCAACUUUCUGGCAGUAUCUCAUUUUACUGAGGAAAACUAGCAAAUACAUAAAAAGAUCCUAAGUAUAGCACCAAA
Diceros bicornis minor is the source of this 3295-nucleotide messenger RNA. RefSeq names its product golgin A1 (gene GOLGA1). Gene Ontology annotation, cellular component: Golgi apparatus. Lineage: Eukaryota; Metazoa; Chordata; Mammalia; Perissodactyla; Rhinocerotidae. Bases 301 to 2601 code for a protein of 766 amino acids. The transcript is spliced from 23 exons. The record is from RefSeq and is a predicted model, not a curated record.